Linum trigynum is the source of this 2833-nucleotide messenger RNA. Lineage: Eukaryota; Viridiplantae; Streptophyta; Magnoliopsida; Malpighiales; Linaceae. The record is from the annotation of a GenBank genome assembly.
GUUCGAAAUUGAAAAUUCCUACUUUCCCUUCUAUGAUUUUCUGGUUUUCUAUUCGGCCCCUAUUCUGUUUAAAAUUUGGAGAGGGAAUGGCGAAAAGCGAUCGUCGAGCUCUAGAGAUUCCCGCAUACAUGUCGAUACCUUACGUUCCUCCUUUCAUCUCCUCGAUCUCUAGCCCACACCGCCAACAUUGAUUCUCGGCAUCGAGCUCCAUGGAGGUGGCGGGCCAUAAAAUCCACGACCAAAGUCCCUUCAUAUUGUUAGGGAUUCCAACAAAGUUCCCCAAAUGUCAAACCAUCGGAGAGGAAAGCAGAGUGCGCAGAAGCUGCCUCGAUUUCAUACUUGUCAUCGCACUUCCACUAGGGAUGGUUCGUCGAUCAGGCCAUCUUCUGUGAGGAAGAGCGGCUCGUGGUCAACCGAUUCAGCCAUGAUUGGGAUGAGAUCUCCAGGUAAGUACCCGCAUCUUCCCUCUGUGUACUUCUUCCCGCCGACGAACUGCGGAAAACCUUAACCCUUGAUUUUACACUCCCGAGAAUUUGAUUGGGAGCCAAUUGCUGCAUGGUUUACAUCACGGGGAACUUGAUUUGACUACGGCUACGGGUGCUGAUGGAUUACUCAUUUCACUAAUUGAUUAGGUUUCUCUAUUUGUUUAGCUUUUUGGGCAAUUAGCAGUGAUAUUGGCAUGUAAUAAGUUAGUGGUGAUGUUUCUUUCACUUUGUUAUUGUUUCAGGAGGCUUGCCUUUUGUCUUUGAGGUAAGGGAACUUGAAAAUACUCCGUUUUAUGGAACAUGGGGAAUAUAGCAAAUCACUAGAGCCUGGUGAUGAGUUUUAACUUAGUGGGGCACCUCUUGAAACUUUGCAUCAAAUUUUCGUUAAUGAUUUCUUGCUUUGUCUACUGCUGUAUGUUCUGUUUUCUCUUAGGGGCAGCAGAGCUGUAUUUUUCAGUAAUGGGCGUAAUAUGGGCAAGGCAAGCUUUUGAACACUGCAUUAACUCGGCGUAUCAAGUUUCUAAAAUGAUUAUGUUUGGCUCCCCAAAAACCAAUCUGAGUGCGAAUGCAGCUCAUCUGGAUUAUGGGUUCUGGUUUUUUCGUUGUCGUUAUAGAUACGCGUGUUCAUGUUUUAGGUAAGACUUGUUUUGUCUGUUCCUACUAUCUAGGUUCCUGAAGUGAACCCUCUGGUUUGCCUGUUGAAUUUGCAGCUCCAAAAGUUUGCAACGCGAUUCUUGUAAUCUUCUGAUGCCCAACAUAAAUAUGCUCUGUAAAGGUGAGACUAACCUUCCUUCAGGUUAUUAUAUUAAGUGCAUAAAUAACAGUUGGAUGUACUACCGUGGACCAAACCAAUGUAGCUUUUGUGCUGAAAUUUCAUUGAUCGAUCUCUAGUCUUGAUUCUGUUCUUCCUUCCUUUGGGCUCGAUUUAUAUAGGAUUUGAUUGAGGAGUUAAUUUGACUAUGUUGAUUAUCAAUAAGAGAUUCCAUUUGUUUCUUUUGCAAAAUUUGACUUUUGUUUUCCUCUCACUUGGUAUUAGAAGCCGGAUUACUGGUGGUAGAGUUGGUUCUGAACUUUUGUCUACUACCAAAUCAAGUAAUCAAGAAAUCCUUCUACGAAACCCACAAUAAAGGAAUUGUUGAUUGCUCCAACAGUAUCUUGUUUACAUACUUCAUAUACAAGAUAGAGCUUGAUGCACUCUUAUAAUUAGUGGUUUAAUUCUCUUCACUAAUGCUUUUCCCCUUUUUCAUCAAACAAACUGGUUUCCUUGGCAUUUGUGGGGCAAGGGUGGAUGCAAUCAACCACUACACAUCAGAGAUUGAGAGAAUAUCGGAGAGGUAAGACAACUGUCAUAUUGUUCUUUAGGCCACAUAUCUAGAAUCACUUCAUGAACGAUCCAUAACCCUCCUGGUUUCAACCAGAAUGGUCCUAACUUUCUCUAACCUUUUCUUUAGAUCUCAACAGAAAUACAGUAGGUCAUGAGCAACCGGGAUGCUGUAAUGCCAGCUGCAUUCGUUUCCUUUAAAACAAGAUGGGCUGCUGCCACUUGUGCACAAACACAACAAUCCAGGAAUCCAGCACAAUGGCUGAUUGACAUUGAAUGGACUCCAGAACCCCGGGAUGUGUACUGGGACAACUUGGCCAUAUCAUAUGUUUCACUCGCAAUCAGGAGGCUCGUCAUUGGUGUCGCAUUCUUCUUCCUCACCACUUAUACUUGCUGGCUUCUUUUGUGCAGGAAAGUCAAAGUCUGUUAUCCAAGGUUUCCAGUUCGUUUCCAGUUCAUCAAUGUGUUCCUUGGCAGCAUAAUCGCAAUUCACAGGAACUGCAUUUCAGCAACUGGACAAUUUCAUACACCAUUCUGCAACUGAACGGUUGGUGUCUCGAUUCCUAUGAAGGCGACUUUCUUCAUAACUUACAUAAUGGUUAUUGGUGGGCUGGAGUUGCUGAUUGUAGUGCUAUUGAGAUUUACUAUAAUGUUCUUACUUACACGGCUACAACAGAGGAUGCAGUGGCUCUUGCGCUGAAAGCAGGGGUAAAUAUGGAUUGUGGAAAUGCACCUGCCAUUGCAGAAUUGUCAGCCAUUCCCGAAUUGGUUUCUGAAAGCAUAUCAGUGUGACAGCAGCAGUGACAUAUUUCUAGUCCAACCAGGGUGUAAGUGUUCAUCAGGCUCUCUCAUGCACUCGGCUGAGUUAUAGAUCAUUAAGGUGUAACUCUAGAUGUUUUCUUGUGUUUAGAAUAUGUUUAGAUUAUUCCGAACGUCAUAUGAAUGAUAUAUGGAGUGAUAUUGUUUUAAGAUUGUCGAUCAUUGAACUGGUUAUGGAGAGAUAUAAUAAGAAAAACCACAGUUUAUU